This is a messenger RNA of Podarcis muralis (Common wall lizard), 3257 nucleotides long. It is a transcript of the gene MED17, whose product is annotated as mediator complex subunit 17. Gene Ontology annotation, cellular component: core mediator complex; mediator complex. The record is from RefSeq and is a predicted model, not a curated record. Gene Ontology annotation, biological process: regulation of transcription by RNA polymerase II. Lineage: Eukaryota; Metazoa; Chordata; Lepidosauria; Squamata; Lacertidae. Gene Ontology annotation, molecular function: transcription coregulator activity.
CCGGGAUCUUUCUCACACAAACACACAGCCGAUGAGGAGGGAAACCUGAGUCGCUGCUCUGGCCUGUCCCUCCGCAGACACCGUAGCCCUUAACGCGCAUGCUCGGCGAGGCCUUCUCGUACACCUGAACGCAGAGCCUCUGAGGGGAACCUAGGCUGAGGCGAAGAUGUCGGGGGUCCCCGCGGUGCGGAUCAGCAUCGAGUCGGCCUGCGAGAAGCAUGUUCAGGAGGUGGGCCUGGACGGGAGCGAGACCUACCUGCAGCCGCUCUCCAUGUCGCAGAACUUGGCCCGCCUGGCGCAGCGCAUCGACUUCAGCCAGGGCAGCUCCGGCUCCGAGGAGGACGAGCCCGCCGCGGCCGCCGGGGGAAGAGAGUGGCCCGGGGCCGCAGGAGGGGAGGACGAGGAGGAGGAAGGUUUGGUAAAGUUCCAGCCUUCGCUCUGGCCCUGGGAUUCAGUGAGGAAUAACUUGAGAAGCGCUUUGACAGAGAUGUGUGUGCUCUAUGAUGUUCUCAGCAUUGUCAAGGAUAAAAAAUUUAUGACUCUGGAUCCAGUUGUGCAAGAACCACUUACCCAAAAGCAGAAUCAAGUUUUGCAGCUGAUCUCCAAGAAGAAGUCGUUAGCUGGAGCAGCCCAAAUUCUUCUGAAGGGAGCAGAAAGGUUAUCUAAAUCGGUUGCAGAGAGCCAGGAAAAUAAGCGACAGAGAGACUUCAACUCUGAGUUACUAAGACUGAGGCAGCACUGGAAGCUGAGGAAGGUCGGGGAUAAGAUCCUUGGGGACUUGAGCUACAAAAGUGCAGGGUCUCUCUUUCCUCAUCACGGUACAUUUGAGGUCAUAAAAAACACAGACAUUGAUUUGGAUAAAAAGAUUCCUGAAGAUUACUGUCCAUUGGAUGUUCAAAUCCCAAGUGAUUUAGAGGGAUCUGCCUAUAUAAAGGUGUCUAUUCAGAAGCAAGCACCCGAUAUAGGGGAUCUGGGUACAGUAAAUCUGUUUAAAAGGCCGCUUCUGAAAUCAAAGCCAGGGGCUCUGCAUUGGCAAACGAAGCUGGAGACGGCACAGAAUGUAUUGCUGUGUAAAGAAAUCUUUGCUCAACUGUCUCGAGAAGCUGUACAAAUUAAAUCUCAGAUUCCCCACAUAGUUGUGAAGAACCAAAUAAUUUCCCAGCCAUUUCCAGGCUUGCAGCUGUCCAUUUCCUUGUGUCACUCUUCAGAUGACAAGAAAUCCCAGAAAUCUGCUUCCGAUAAGCAAAGUCCAGAGGAUCAUCUUUACGUUCUAGAGCAUAAUUUGCACCAGCUGAUUAGAGAGUUUCACAAGCAGACCCUGAGCUCCACCAUGAUGCCUCACCCAGCUAGUGCACCUUUUGGCCAUAAGAGAAUGAGACUAGCGGGGCCUCAGGCUUUUGAUAAAAAUGAAAUCAAUUCCUUGCAGCCAAGCGAGGGGCUGCUAGAGAAGAUUAUAAAGCAGGCAAAACACAUCUUUCUGAGACGCAGAACUGCUCGAACCAUCGACAGUCUUGCCAGCCGUAUUGAGGAUCCACAAAUUCAGGCGCACUGGUCAAACAUCAAUGAUGUCUAUGAAUCAAGUGUCAAAGUCCUGAUCACCUCUCAAGGUUAUGAGCAGAUAUGCAAGUCCAUUCAGCUGCAACUGAAUAUUGGCGUUGAGCAGAUCCGAGUAGUGCAUAGAGACGGAAGAGUAAUUACGCUAUCCCACCAAGAACAAGAGUUACAAGAUUUUCUUCUCUCUCAGAUGUCACAGCAUCAAGUGCAUGCAGUCCAGCAGUUAGCCAAAGUUAUGGGAUGGCAUGUGCUCAGUUUUGGUAAUCACGUGGGUCUGGGCCCAGUGGAGAGUAUUGGCAAUGCGUCAGCCAUAACUGUGGCGUCACCAAAUGGAGACUAUUCUAUUUCAGUACGCAAUGGUCCAGAAAGCGGCAGCAAAAUUAUGGUUCAGUUCCCACGCUCCCAGUGUAAAGACCUCCCCAAAAGCGACGUGCUUCAGGACAGCAAAUGGAACAACCUUCGUGGCCCAUUCAAAGAGGUUCAAUGGAACAAAAUGGAAGGACGCAACUUUGUAUACAAAAUGGAACUCCUCAUGGCGGCCCUGACACCCUGCUCCUAGGCCUAGCGACGAAACGAAAAGGACUAUUGUUUUGGCACAAAAGGGAAUGAAUCUCUUACACUCCUGAUAGUUGCCAAGUUGCAUAACCUGUGAAAUGCCAUUAAUUUCAUUUCUCUCCCCCCCGCCCCUUUCUGGAAGCAAUUUCUCCUGCCAUUUCUGAAUGUUGAAUUAAACUGUGCCGUUGUCUUGCCCGAGUCCCAAGUUCUUGAUGAAUAGUUCAUGAGGUUUGUAAAAUGGAACUCGUCUUUGCUUCCAUCUUUACAAAGGGGUUACCUGGACUGCUUCCGUAGAAAAUGUGGUUAUGCCCAGCUUAGCAAAGGCAGCCCAGAAUGGGCUGGAACAUUUCUAUACAUUUAGAGGAGGUCUUUGCCAUAGUAGUAGUUACUUCCUCAGUGCUCAGAUCUGCAUCUGUGACUCUUGAUAACUGCUGAAUAUAGGCUUAGAUUUAUUUUUUACACACCACCUGUGAAGGUGAAAGAUUGCAAAGUGGAAGAAAACUUUUACAAUCUCUUAUUGAUCCCACCUUGAAUUCAGGAGCAAAUGCCACUAAAUUCAGAGGGGAUCUGAGCUGGUGGGGAUUAGAUCGGAUGGGCUCUGUGUGAUGUCUCGGUCCUAAAACCAAUGAAAAUGUAUGUUCAGGUAAUAACUCUUUAAUAAUGAUGAUCAAAACACUUAACAAGGCAGCUUAUUUGUCAGUUUUAUUCCUGAAACAUUCACCAACAGCCACAGCUAAAGACAGUUGCGAGCACCACUGAGUUUAACCAUUCUAUUGGAAUGCUAUUGUCAUUCCAAAGACAUACAAGCACAGGGAAUUAAAUGUAAAAUAUCAAUGCAAGCUUGUGGCAUAGUGUCUGUAGUACUGUAUUUAGAAGUUAGAAAGCCAUAUUAAAAUCCCCACUGAGCCAUAUCACCUUCUUGAGUGUCAGAGAGAAGAGGAGGGAUAGAAAUAAGUAAAUGGGAUGCUCAUCUUGUCCUCUAACAUCAAAAGGUCAAUGAGAGGACUUGGGCUUCAGCAUCCUUAUAAUGUUGGUUUAGUCUUUAAAUUAAUCACCCAAUCAUUGGUAACCGUUUUUGAUGUGAGUUGCCCACUACUACUUUAAUAUGUUUUAAAAAUGUAAUAAGUUUAAUAAACAGUUGCACCUUC